AUGAUUGUUGUGGCUGGAAUUGGAAGUUUGUCCAAGGAGGAAGGGGUGGUGCAAAAGGGGAUAGAAGAAGAGGGAGGUGCAUACUAUGCCAACAUAAAGUUCAACAGAACUACUGAUCCAGACAUAAUAAUCAUCCCACGUUACAUCCGUAGAAGUCAAUUCUACAUAGGUGUAAUAAGUUCUCACGGUUCCAGCUAUACAAACAAGAAAUCCUGCGGCAAAAAGAAAUAUGACGAUGAGGCGUUGUCGUCGAGAAAUCUGUAA
Messenger RNA from Sclerotinia sclerotiorum 1980 UF-70, 264 nucleotides. RefSeq lists its product as hypothetical. Bases 1 to 264 code for a protein of 87 amino acids. NCBI's taxonomy places the organism in Eukaryota, Fungi, Ascomycota, Leotiomycetes, Helotiales, Sclerotiniaceae. The transcript has 2 exons. The record is from RefSeq and is a predicted model, not a curated record.